AUGAAUGGCAGAGAGGCUCUAGUGACGAAUGGCAAAGAAGCUCUUGCGACGACGAAUGGCGAAGAGGCUCCAGCGACGAAUGGCAAUGAGGCUCAAGCGACGAAUGGCGAAGAGGCUCCAGCGACGAAUGGCAAUGAGGCUCAAGCGGCGAAUGGCAGAGAGGCUCAGGCGGUGAAUGGCAAAGAGGCGCAGGUGAAAAGACAGACACAGAAGCUGUCGAUCGCCCAGACGGUUUUGUUGCAGAUGAAAAAGAAUGGCAUGCAACCAGUGGAGAAGCGUGCGGAGGAUUUCUACUUCUUGCGACCACUUGGUGAAGGCGCCUUCUCCACAGUGUUUCUUGUUCGUGAGGUACGCAGUGGGAAGGAAUAUGCAGUGAAAGUGCUCACCAAGUCACUCAUUUACCGACUUGAUAAAGUAACCUCAGUUAUGCGCGAAAAAGAUGUGAUGACUUCGCUGACUUAUAUACACGGCUCACAUGAGCUUUUCGUCUCGCUUUAUUGCACCUUCCAAGAUGCAUCGCGCCUUUAUAUCGCCAUGACAUAUGCAGAGAAUGGAGAUUUGAUGCAGUAUCUUCAACGGCUUGGCUCUUUCGAUGAAGAGGUCACUUUGUUUUAUACAGCCGAAAUUGUAAUUGCACUGGAUUUCCUCCAUCGCUGUGGUAUCAUUCAUCGGGACGUAAAACCUGAGAACGUUUUACUUAGAAAAAAUUGGCAUAUUAUGCUAUCCGAUUUUGGCAGCGCGAAGUUCACUGAUCCAGAAAAGAAUGAGCCGGAAGUGAAAUGUACUGUUCAGAGCGAUCAACAGCGCAGUCGUUCAACUUUUGUUGGCACAGCCCAGUAUGUUUCACCGGAAGUACUGGUGGACGGAGAAAUUGGACCAUCAUGUGAUUAUUGGGCAUUGGGAGCUAUGAUCUUCCAAAUGGUUUCUGGAAUGGCACCGUUUCGCUCGAUCAAUGACUAUCAUACAUUUCAAAAGAUUCAGAGACUGGAGUACACCUUCCCAGAAGGAUUCCCUGAUCUCCCGAGGGAUCUAGUUGAAAAGUUUCUGGUGCUUGAGCCGGUCAAUCGACUUGGAUCGGAAGAAAUGGGCGGCAGCGCUGCUGUUCGUUCGCAUCCGUAUUUCGCCACAAUUGACUGGAAUAAUCUUACGAAAAAAACCCCACCGGCGUUCAAACCCUAUGUGCCGGCAAGCUCUGGCGAACCCGCUUUCCACAGUAAUUAUCAUAUUCCAGAGAACAUAGAGCCUGGUCUUGAUGAUGCCGCAGUGACACGCCUAAUGGGUCUUUCUCUGAGGGACUUCGUCCCUACUGACCAGCCGACGGAAACUCGCGAGCAAAAGCUGAUCACUCAGCGCAGAGAACACAAAUAUCAUCGUUUUGUGGAAGAGAAUCUUAUCAUAAAGAGUGGCUUUUUGGAGAAAAAGAAGGGUUUGUUCUCACGGAGGAGGAUGUUUUUGUUAACAGAAGGGCCAAAUAUUUAUUAUGUGGAUCCACUGAGCAUGGAAUUGAAAGGAAAAAUCCCAUUCAGUCGACAGUUGCGCGUAGAGGCAAAAAAUUUUCGAACCUUCUUCGUACAUACGCCGAGUCGAACUUACUAUCUGUUCGAUCCUGAACGAAAUGCCGUGGAAUGGUGUAAUGCAAUAGAAGCUGUGCGCGAACAGUAUUUGCAUUUUUUACCCGAUGAGCCGAUGGCCCCCUAA
Gongylonema pulchrum is the source of this 1698-nucleotide messenger RNA. The record is from the annotation of a GenBank genome assembly. Lineage: Eukaryota; Metazoa; Nematoda; Chromadorea; Rhabditida; Gongylonematidae.